Oryzias latipes (Japanese medaka) is the source of this 1452-nucleotide messenger RNA. The record is from RefSeq and is a predicted model, not a curated record. NCBI's taxonomy places the organism in Eukaryota, Metazoa, Chordata, Actinopteri, Beloniformes, Adrianichthyidae.
AUGGAUGAAACCCAGAACCCAAUAACCGACCGCAGAAAGAGCGUCCUGCUCGACCCCUAUUCUCACAGUGUAUGGACGAAAGGCUCCAUGUCUGCAGCAGCACCCAGAGGACCUCCACCCUCCAUCCCUCAUCCUCCUCCCUUCAUCCCCCACCCUUCAUCUUCCAUCCUCCACCCUCCAUCCUCCACCCUCCAUCUUUCAUCCUCCAUCCUUCAUCCUCCUCCCUUCAUCCCCCACCCUUCAUCCUCCACCCUCCAUCCUCCACCCUCCAUCUUUCAUCCUCCAUCCUUUAUCCUCCAUCCUAGGACGAAAGGCUCCAUGUCUGCAGCAGCACCCAGAGGACCUCCACCCUCCAUCCCUCAUCCUCCUCCCUUCAUCCCCCACCCUUCAUCCUCCAUCCUCCACCCUCCAUCCUCCACCCUCCAUCCUUCAUCCUCCAUCCUUUAUCCCCCACCCUUCAUCCCCCACCCUUCAUCCUCCACCCUCCAUCCUUCAUCCUCCAUCCUUCAUCCUCCAUCCUUCAUCCCCCACCCUUCAUCCUCCACCCUCCAUCCUUCAUCCUCCAUCCUUCAUCCUCCAUCCUUCAUCCCCCACCCUUCAUCCUCCACCCUCCAUCAUCCACCCUCCAUCCUUCAUCCCCCACCCUUCAUCCCCCACCCUUCAUCCUCCACCCUUCAUCCUCCACCCUCCAUCAUCCACCCUCCAUCCUUCAUCCCCCACCCUUCAUCCUCCACCCUCCAUCCUUCAUCCUCCAUCCUUCAUCCUCCAUCCUUCAUCCCCCACCCUUCAUCCCCCACCCUUCAUCCUCCACCCUCCAUCCUUCAUCCUCCAUCCUUCAUCCUCCAUCCUUCAUCCCCCACCCUUCAUCCUCCACCCUCCAUCAUCCACCCUUCAUCCUCCAUCCUCCACCCUCCAUCCUCCACCCUCCAUCCUUCAUCCUCCAUCCUUCAUCCUCCAUCCUUUAUCCCCCACCCUUCACCCUUCAUCCCCCACCCUUCAUCCUCCAUCCUCCACCCUCCAUCCUCCACCCUCCAUCCUUCAUCCCCCACCCUUCAUCCUCCAUCCUCCACCCUCCAUCAUCCACCCUCCAUCCUUCAUCCCCCACCCUUCAUCCUCCAUCCUCCACCCUCCAUCCUCCACCCUCCAUCCUUCAUCCUCCAUCCUUCAUCCUCCAUCCUUUAUCCCCCACCCUUCAUCCUCCAUCCUCCACCCUCCAUCCUCCACCCUCCAUCUUUCAUCCUCCAUCCUUUAUCCUCCAUCCUAGGACGAAAGGCUCCAUGUCUGCAGCAGCACCCAGAGGACCUCCACCAUCCUCCUUUCAUCCUCCACUCUCCACCCUUCAUCCUCCACCCUCCUCCCUUCAUCCCCACCCUUCAUCCUCCGCCAUCCACCCUCCACCCUUCAUCCCCCACCCUCCAUCCUCCACUUCCAUACUUCACCUUCCCUCCUUAG